This is a messenger RNA of Photinus pyralis (common eastern firefly), 4262 nucleotides long. RefSeq names its product casein kinase I (gene gish). Bases 820 to 2253 code for a protein of 477 amino acids. The record is from RefSeq and is a predicted model, not a curated record. Lineage: Eukaryota; Metazoa; Arthropoda; Insecta; Coleoptera; Lampyridae. Gene Ontology annotation, cellular component: cytoplasm; nucleus; plasma membrane. Gene Ontology annotation, biological process: positive regulation of canonical Wnt signaling pathway; endocytosis; signal transduction. Gene Ontology annotation, molecular function: protein serine/threonine kinase activity; ATP binding. The transcript has 12 exons.
AAUUUGGAGAACCGCGUUCAUCUGCAGUGUCUCCGCGAAUUUGGCGCGAAAUUUUUCGAACCGUAUACGAUCGCACGAAGUUCCCAUGGUAACCGCCAUAUGAUUUACCACGCCUUCCUUGUUUUGAAUUUAGACCUUUAGUACGGACGGAUUAGAUAAUUGUAUCGUUAAACAAAUUUGGAAUACGAUAAACGGGUGUAUUUUCGUAUAUUUAAGUGACCACUCCGAGAUUUACGGUAAUAACGCCUGUUGUGGAUAAAUAUUGAAGUUAUUUUUGUAUGUAAAUGACAUAUUGAAAAGUUGGAUGACGCAGGCGCGUUCGAGAAAUGACCCCCAAUAAUGUCUGUAGUAUUACACUGGGAUCGGUUUUAUCGUAAGUGUUCAUAUGAUUGUGAAUAAUUAGACUUAUAGUGAAGUUGGAGUGUUCGUUUUUAUCAAUAGAUGUUUGGAAGAUCUUUCUUAAAUGUACAGGGAAGACGCAAGAGUCGCACGCUGCGAAAUAACCCGUAUUUAAUGGCAGAAAUGACGUUGACCCGGUACCAGCUUUUGUUUAUAAAUGUUCAGUCGUGCUAACGUCGGAGGUGUUGUACUGAACUCUGCGGCACAUUCUGAUUUCGAUCGAGGAAUAUUGCGACCAGUUGAUGGAGCAGAGGAAUUUACUUUUUAGGCACUGUGAUAAAAACAAAAUGUGAUAUUUACUCUAAAACAAUUUUAUUUAAUAAAGAAUACUGUUGGAACUUCUCAACCAUUCAGCUCAAUCGCAUUUGACCACUUGCAUCGAACUCGCUUCUUAAAACAGAUCCAGAAAAAUUUUGCAAAAUGGAGCCCAGGAAGAAUUCUAAACGGCAUGGACCUAUUGUCUUCCCAGUGGAUAUUAUUGUUAAUCUACUCCCAUCACUUCUUCAUAUCACCAGUGUGAUAAUGAGUGCUUCUACGGGUGGUGAAACGCAUUCAUCGAGGCAUUCUGUGAAUUCAAGCUCGGGCGUUCUUAUGGUCGGCCCGAAUUUUCGCGUUGGGAAGAAAAUAGGCUGUGGAAACUUCGGAGAACUGCGUCUAGGCAAAAAUCUUUAUAAUAAUGAACACGUUGCCAUUAAGCUGGAACCUAUGAAAUCAAAAGCACCCCAGUUGCAUUUAGAGUACCGGUUUUACAAAUUGCUUGGUUCACAUGCGGAAGGUAUACCCGACGUGUAUUACUUUGGUCCCUGCGGUAAAUAUAACGCUCUUGUAAUGGAAUUAUUGGGGCCAAGCCUUGAAGACCUUUUCGAUUUGUGCGAUCGUAGGUUUACACUAAAGACUGUCCUUAUGAUUGCGACCCAGCUACUACAUAGAAUUGAGUAUGUGCAUAGUCGACACUUAAUAUAUCGCGAUGUGAAGCCCGAAAACUUUCUCAUAGGCCGUGCAAGUACAAAAAGAGAGAAAAUUAUACAUAUAAUAGACUUUGGAUUAGCUAAGGAAUACAUAGAAUUAGAAACAAACAAACACAUCCCAUACAGAGAACACAAGUCUCUUACAGGAACAGCUCGUUACAUGUCCAUCAACACCCAUCUUGGCAAAGAACAGUCACGCCGGGAUGACUUAGAAGCCCUCGGGCAUAUGUUUAUGUAUUUUCUUCGAGGUUCUUUACCAUGGCAGGGAUUAAAAGCGGAUACUUUAAAGGAGCGUUAUCAAAAAAUCGGCGACACGAAACGCGCCACACCGAUAGACGUUCUCUGCGAAGGCCACCCAGAAGAAAUGGCGCAAUAUCUUAGAUACGUUCGACGAUUAGACUUUUUCGAAACCCCCGACUACGAAUACCUUCGCAACCUAUUUACAGUUCUCUUCGAGAGGCGCGGAUACGUAAACGACGGAGAAUUCGAUUGGACCGGGAAGACAAUGAGUACACCAAUUUUAUCUAUACAAACAAUCGCUCACGAUGUACUUGUCUCGCCGAACCGCGAACGUCACAUGUCAAAUAAGAAUACGGGUAAAACGAGCGCCUGGCCUGAGGCGUCGAAGCAGAGCACCUUAGGCAACUUGACUCCUGCCGAUCGACACGGCUCGGUUCAGGUUGUGAGUUCCACCAACGGCGAGCUGAACGCCGACGACCCUACCGCCGGACACAGCAACACUCCCAUAACCCAACCUCAAGAAAUCGAAUUGCUCGAUGAAACUAAGUAUGUCCGUUUAAUGUCCGAAUGUGAGCUUAUCAGAAUGAUAUUUAGAUGUUGCUGCUUCUUUAAACGAAAGAAGAAGAAAGGAGUGCGUGCCAAAUGACUACAGUACAGUGAGACCGACCAACAACUUACAUUGUUGCCGUGUGGUCAUAGUAGUGCUGCAACUCUUAAUUGACUAGUUUUAAUCAAAGACCAAUGUACAGACUUGUUACGUUAUGUACUAUUUAAUUAAAAACAAUAUAAAGUAGCCUUAAGGUUAUAUUAAGAAACCGUAGCUGUUGCAACUGUAAGAGUGAGCCUUACUCGUAAACUUUUCUUUACACACAGUUCAUUAAAGUCACUUAUUUAUAUCGUACUAGUUCAUAUUUAUAAUUUAUUAAGUUCCUUAGAAGUUUCUUAGCUCUUUGAAAAUAUGUUAAUGCCACAUACUUGAAACCAGUUUUAUUUCACAGCUCUUAAAAUGGCUGAUUAUUGCAAAAGCGUUAAACGGCCAAUUAAUUUACAUUUCACUGUCGAUUAAGCAGGUACACCAGUCGAUGAAAAUUGACAGUUGUAUCUGAGAGGAAUGUACAUGUUGUCAAUGCCAAUUACUACUAGAUAAUAGUUGACAGAUGCAACUGUCCGCUUACAUUUAGUUGACUAUACUGGGUGUAAUUAACAUUUUCGUGGAUGACUAUUGGAAAAGAUUUUAAAAAUAAUAGCAGAUUGAUUAUUAUAUUUAGCGUAGGUUUUGUUUUUGUCUUUUUAAAAGAGAAUACGUAUACAAUACUUCAUGGUGAUUUUUUCAUUUAUGCAUAUACAGGGUCGUUCACAAAUAAUAUUAAGUUAGAUAUUAAAUAAACGAUCUUCCAAAAUUUGAAAAGUAUACAUUCCCGUAUAUGACACAGUCGCAAGUCCAUUUUUUUUUUACAGAGGCCCUGUAUAACGGAAGCUUUCAGAAUGGUUCUUUGUGUUGUGCAAUGUCAAAAUGAUAAGAAACUUAACGCGCGUGUAUAUUUAACACGUACAACUGUAACUAUUUAAAAAAACGUUUGGCGUUUGCUUGAAGCCACUUUCCGAGAGUAAUUAGCAUAUGUUGUUAAGUUAGAUCUAUCCAAAAACGCAUUUAGUAUUAGAGCAAAGUAUUUGAUACAGUUUAGUUACCAUUAUUGUUAUUAUUGAAAAUACGCACUGUCUUUAGGUGUAAUUCGUUUGUGAUUGUUUAACUGAUCAUGUUUGUCAUUUCGAUGGUAUUGUGUGUUCUACCAUGGUUUUAUAAAGUGGUUAUUCUGCUCUGGAUCAUUUAAUUGAACGUAGAGGAUCUGCAAAUAUCAAUUGAAUGAAACCGGAAGUUGUUCUUAGUCAAAAAUACACACCACAAUCUAGACUCAACAUUGUAGUUCAGCUCAUAAGUAUAUUUUGAUUCCUCGCAUUUGACCACCUUAAAAUUAAACUGUUUGUGUCAUGGAUCCAUGUUCAAUUUAUUGAUCAUGGUGUAUGUGAAUAACCGCACCUUUAUUUCUACAUUUGUACGUCGAUAAAUAUAUAAUAUUACGUAUUUCACUUUUAUUUUUGAGAUUUUUAAAUAUGAUAAUUACUCUCGAUGUGAGAGGUGUGAACAGAGUGAAAGUUUUCUUCGGGUAGUAUGGCGCUUUGCUAAUUCAAAAUUGUGGUUCGUGUCUUGGCCGAUUUACUAAGUGAGGCAAGAAUGUUUUCUGAUCGCUCUAAUUUGGCGACUGGACUACCUCAAAGUCAUGAUUUAUAUUUGGAUAAAGUAUAUUGUGUGAAAAGCCGACGGCAGCGUAUUGUUUGUAUUUAGCAAAGGUUGAGGUAGACCAGAAGCCACCUGCUUCUUCCAUGAACUCGAAAUAUAAUUGGCAGCCAUUUUCAAUAAGUCUUUUGUUAACGCUUUUAGAUAUUUUAAAUACAGUAAGCUUUAAAUGUAUGGAACAAAUUUGCUAAAAUUUCCCAUUGUGUAUGUAUGGUAUUUUUAUUUAUAUUUAAAAAAGAAGUGUGUUUAAAUUUAUAAAAUUUUAUCAACUUGCCAAAGAAUGGUAAUGUCUGAAACGCCUGUUGUGAUUCAUGAAUGUUUAUAGAUCGGAGCGAGAAUAAUAAACUACUGAUAAUAGC